This is a messenger RNA of Strigops habroptila (Kakapo), 4270 nucleotides long. RefSeq names its product general transcription factor IIIC subunit 4 (gene GTF3C4). Gene Ontology annotation, molecular function: histone acetyltransferase activity; protein binding. The record is from RefSeq and is a predicted model, not a curated record. Gene Ontology annotation, biological process: transcription initiation at RNA polymerase III promoter. The transcript has 5 exons. Lineage: Eukaryota; Metazoa; Chordata; Aves; Psittaciformes; Psittacidae. Bases 29 to 2467 code for a protein of 812 amino acids. Gene Ontology annotation, cellular component: transcription factor TFIIIC complex.
GCUCGGCGGCGCGAGCGGCGGCGGUAAGAUGGCGGCGGCGGAGCGCGAGGGCAGCCCCUCGCUGUCGGCCGGGGAGGAGGAGCCGCCGCUGGGGCUCGACUCGCUCGUCGAGGAAGCGGCGACGGCAGCUCCGAGCGCCGGGUUCCGGCUGACGGCCGUGCGGCGGGAGCCCGCGGUGCGGCUGCAGCACGGCGUCAGCGGGCUGGAACCGCUGGCCUGGUCGGAGGACCACCGGGUGUCGGUGAGCACGGCCCGCAGCAUCGCCGUGCUGGAGCAGCUCAGCGACGUCCACAGCGGCGGGCAGGAGAUGGUCAUCCACCGCACGGCCGUGCCCGCGCCCUCCGCCGCCUGUCUGCUCAAGGUUGGUCCAAGAAAGGAGGUAGCCGAAUGCAAGGAAAAGUUUGCAAAUUCCAUGGAUCCAACGGUUAGUCAAACUUUUAUGCUGGAUCGAGUAUUCAAUCCCGAGGGGAAGUCGCUGCCACCCAUGCGAGGAUUCAAGUAUUCCAGCUGGUCACCGCUGGGCUGCGACGCCAACGGGAGGUGCCUGCUUGCAGCUUUAACCAUGGACAAUCGAUUGACCAUCCAUGCAAACCUCAACAGGCUGCAGUGGUUGCAGCUGGUGGACCUGACAGAAAUCUAUGGGGAGCGUUUGUACGAAGCCAGUUACAGACUUUCAAAGGCUGACGCUCCCAGGGGGGAGCUGGGAGACUUCCCUGAAUUCCAGCGGCGGCACAGCAUGCAGACUCCAGUGCGCAUGGAGUGGUCGGGCAUCUGCACCACUCAGCAGGUCAAGCACAACAACGAAUGCCGGGAUGUCGGCAGCGUGCUCUUAGCAGUACUCUUUGAAAAUGGUAACAUUGCAGUUUGGCAAUUUCAGCUUCCGUUUCUGGGUGAGGAAUCAAUUUCUUCUUGCAAUACCAUAGAGUCUGGAAUAAGUUCCCCGAGUGUGUUGUCUUGGUGGGAAUAUGAACAUAACAACCGAAAGAUGAGUGGACUUAUUGUAGGGAGUGCUUUUGGGCCGGUUAAGAUCCUUCCUGUCAAUCUAAAAGCAGUCAAAGGCUACUUUACACUGAGACAACCUGUAGUCUUAUGGCAAGAGAUGGACCAGUUACCAGUGCAUAGUAUCAAAUGUAUUCCUCUCUACCACCCAUACCAGAAAUGUAGUUGUAGCUUAGUGGUGGCCGCAAGAGGAGCUUACAUGUUUUGGUGUCUCCUGUUGAUAUCCAAAGCAGGUCUGAAUGUCCAUAAUUCCCACGUGACAGGGCUUCAUUCUUUGCCAAUUGUAUCCAUGACUGCAGACAAACAGAACGGCACGGUGUAUACGUGCUCCAGUGAUGGAAAGGUAAGGCAGCUCAUUCCUAUAUUCACAGAUGUUGCUUUAAAGUUUGAGCACCAGCUGAUUAAGCUCUCGGAAGUGUUUGGCUCUGUCAGGACUCAUGGAAUAGCCGUUAGCCCGUGUGGGGCGUACUUGGCAGUUAUUACAACAGAGGGCAUGACUAACGGUCUGCACCCAGUUAACAAAAACUACCAAGUCCAGUUUGUCACCCUUAAGACUUUCGAGGAGGCAGCUGCGCAGCUCUUGGAGUCUUCUGUUCAGAACCUUUUCCGGCAGGUGGACUUGACAGAUCUUGUACGCUGGAAAAUCUUGAAGGAUAAGCAUAUUCCUCAAUUCUUACAGGAAGCACUGGAUAAAAAGAUUGAGAGCUGUGGUUCCACCUACUUCUGGCGGUUUAAGCUAUUUCUCCUAAGGAUUUUGUACCAGUCAAUGCAGAAAGCUCCCUCGGAGGUCAUGUGGAGACCUUCACACGAGGACACAAAAAUCUUGAUAUCGGAUUCCCCUGGGAUGGGCAGCACUGAAGAUGAUCAGGAGGAAGGAACUUCUAAACAAGCCAGCAGGCAGAGCCUGUGUGACACGGGCAAAGGUAUGGACAUAGAUGACACUGCAGAUGAUUCUCUUCCUCAGUCAAGUGACGUAGGAGGCCGCGAGCCAAUGGAAGAAAAGCUUCUUGAAAUACAGGCACAGAUUGAGGCAGUAGAAAUGCACUUGACACGAGAACACAUGAAACGGGUGUUGGGAGAAGUGUAUCUACACACAUGGAUUACAGAAAACACCAGUAUUCCCACCAGAGGAGUCUGUGACUUCUUAAUGUCCGAUGAUGGCUAUGAUGACAGAACAGCACGAGUGCUGAUCGGGCAUAUCUUAAAGAAAAUGAACAAACAGACUUUUCCAGAGCACUGCAGCUUGUGUAAAGAGAUCCUGCCGUUCACCGACCGCAAACAGGCAGUCUGCUCCAAUGGACAUAUUUGGCUCAGGUGCUUUCUAACUUACCAAUCCUGCCAGAGUUUGGUGUACAGGAGGUGUUUGCUUCACGACAGCAUUGCACGGCAUCCAACCCCAGAAGAUCCUGAAUGGAUCAAGAGGUUAUUGCAAGGACCUUGCACGUUCUGUGAUUCUCCUGUCUUCUAGAGAAAAGCUAUGUAAAGAUUGAAAGUACUUUCUCUACUGCAUAAGCUCCCUUCAGUCUCGAAGGAUACAGAGCACAGGAAUCGGACUUUACUGGAGGGGGAAGACAUUGUCCAUAGCCCUGUAAAUAGAACAUCAUUGGUUCUAGAAACUCCUUGAGUCCAGAGCCCAUUCAAUGCUCCAGAAACAGGAAUACAUCUGGAAGAGCGAGUUUAUGAAGUGGUUUGGAAAUGCACCCCCGCCCCGAAGCAUCAGCAGCUGGACACGCUUCCUUUUGCUGGAAAGGAACUGAAGUCUUAAGCACGCAGCAUGAACUGUCCUUUCUGCCUGACAACAAUGUGACUUCCCAAAAGCCAGGACGGGAACAGUGGAGCUGCCUCUUGAAUGCUCUUGGUGGGUAGAGAAGGCUUCAGCUUGUAGUGCUCUCACUUGCUUUUUAACAAGCACUGGCACUUGCUGCAGAAUAUUAAACUAUCAAAAUAAUUUGUGUUCUAAUUUCUUGCAGAGCGAAGCAUAUGCCAGUUACAGCCAUAUGAAAGAAAUUGGCUGUUAUAUUGGUUUUACUUUAGAGGAGUAACUGCCUCUUAACUGUUUGAACAGUAUUGCAGUCAGAAGGGUAAUACUGGCUGGCUGGGUCAAAUGUGGAUCAGUAAGAAUAAUUUUUAAAUGUAAUAAUUAUUAAACUAAUAGCAAUUAGAUUAAACACUAAUAUAUACACACGAUUUCCAAUGCUCCUAAGUCUCUUGCCCCCCUUUCUUUCCCUGAACUAAGUUCUAACUACUUCCUAGCUUUUUGCCAAUGUAUAUGCCUUUUGUUUCACUUAACCUCUACCAACAGGAAUGAUCUUUUCCAGUGUAACUCAGUUAACCAAAACCAUUACCAAUUUAUCUUAUUUUUGGUUGAAUUGAGAGUCUCCCUCAUACAGUAAUUGAGUUUUACAGAAGUUUGACACACAAGUAAUCACUCUCAGCUGACGGUCUCUCUUUUCUUAAUAAAGCAGUAAAACACUCACAAACCAACCAACAAAACACCCCAAACCCAACCACCACCACCGUGGCUGACACAUAAUAGGUAAAGUUUCCAUGGAUGGUCAUGGAGUCUGUUGGAGCUACUCUUGUAUAAUCCUGACUUUCUCAUCAAGAGAUUCAUAAAUACACCAGUGAUGUAGCAUGGCUGAGCCCAGAGACUUAAUCUGCUUCCUAACUGUCCUAUCACAAAAAACCCCAUCUUUCUCUCUUUAUAUCUCAUUCCUGUGGGGAGCAGGAGAAUAAUUUUCAACUUCCUAUGCAGCGUUAAGAGGAAUAAUACCUCAAAAAUGUGUACAGUGAUUUGGUACAGUUUGUCUUGUUAACUCCAUGUUGUCAAAUAAUCCAAAGCUUAUGUAUUUACAUUCUUCAGAGUACCUGUCUGGACACUCAGCUGUGUUGUCCUGUCUGUGGUUCUCAUGACACUUCUUACUGUGUGUGAAGUGCUCUGUAGCUCCUUGAGAAAUCGAGGAACUGUCUGACAGUAUCAGUCUCCAGCAGUGCAUGUGUGGAUCGGUGCUUAAACUUCCUUGAGUCAAUGACUAUGCAUAUCUUCUUAAUGUUCCUUCACCUUCAGUAGGAGCAAGUCUUUUUCAGCUAACAUUAAACCAAGUCCUUACUAUUCCCUGUUUCAUGCAUUAAGCAUGAUAGUGCUUUGACUGCAAAUAACUAAUAUAGUAGCCUAGAACAGCAGAAGCACAUUCGUCUGUAAAAUAGCCUUGUUUGUAAAUAUCCUUGGAAGUGAUACCAUAACUGUAUUAAAGAAAUGUUUAGUUUUUUA